Notothenia coriiceps (black rockcod) is the source of this 904-nucleotide messenger RNA. RefSeq names its product CD166 antigen homolog. Lineage: Eukaryota; Metazoa; Chordata; Actinopteri; Perciformes; Nototheniidae. Gene Ontology annotation, biological process: cell-cell adhesion. Gene Ontology annotation, molecular function: cell adhesion molecule binding. Gene Ontology annotation, cellular component: plasma membrane; cell-cell junction. The annotation marks the transcript as partial. The transcript has 8 exons. The record is from RefSeq and is a predicted model, not a curated record.
AUGAAUUCAUUCCUAAAGGAGAAGGUGGGAACAUGUGUUGCAGCAGAUGCAAACCCUGCAGCUACGAUCACGUGGAAAAAGAACGGAAAGCCCUUGGUAGCCGAUGGGAAAUCCGUUCUGAUCACUCCCAGCAUGAAGCUGGAUCCAGUUUCAGGCCUCUCCACCACCUCCUCCACCCUCCAGUAUGCAGCUUCCAAAGAGGACAAUGUCUCUGUCUUCUCUUGCAUGUCCACACACCAGCUGACCAAUCAGGAGGCUGAGCUGGAACCCUUUCCCAUUCACUAUCCAUCAGAGAAGGUUAGCCUCCAAGUUCUGUCCAAGACGCCAGUCGUAGAAGGAGAUAACUUCACGUUGAAGUGUCACGCUGAUGGAAACCCCCCCCCCAGCUCCUUCUUCUUCCACAUGAAGGGCCAGAAAGCGCUGGUGGAAAAUUCGGACACCUACACGCUGACGUCCAUUAGCAGAGAGGCUGGGGGGGAAUACAAAUGCUCCCUGGCUGACAACGAGAAAAUGGAGUCCUCCCAAACCAUUGUUGUUAGCUACCUGGACCUGAGUCUGACCCCCUCUGGGACCGUGUGGAAGGCAAUAGGAGACAACUUUACUGUGAAGGUGGAGCAGAGCUCCUCGGGUGUGGCUCAAGUGUCGUGGACUAAGAAUGGACAGGAAGUGAGGCAGCCGGAGUUCAGCUGGCUGACGUACGCUGAUGCAGGAGUGUAUGUGUGUGAGCUCUCCAUGCCCGGCCUCACGCGGCGCUGCAGCGUUGAGCUGAUGGUAGAAGGAAAGCCAGAAAUCACGGGCCUGAACAAAUACCGCCCUGAUGGCGCCAGCUACAAAGUUCUGACCUGCGAGGCAACGGGAGUUCCAGAACCCAGCUUCCACUGGAGCGUCAACACUACGAGCGUAA